Messenger RNA from Ustilaginoidea virens, 1044 nucleotides. RefSeq lists its product as uncharacterized. The record is from RefSeq and is a predicted model, not a curated record. Bases 1 to 1044 code for a protein of 347 amino acids. The transcript has 4 exons. NCBI's taxonomy places the organism in Eukaryota, Fungi, Ascomycota, Sordariomycetes, Hypocreales, Clavicipitaceae.
AUGCACGCUUUCCACCUCCCCGCGGCCGGCAGCAUGACUCUUCUAGGAAACCUGCCCUCGCUGCAAAGACAGCAUUUGUUAUCCGAGUUCGCUGGCUUGAAGCAAACAUGUCCUGAGGGCGUCUUGGUCACCCUGGCACCGGGGGAUCCGACGCUCUGGUCGGCCGUGCUGUUUGUCCGCCACGGACCGUACGCGCCGGCCGUGCUGCGGUUCCACAUGUCGUUUCCCGACACCUACCCGGCCUCGCCGCCGCUGAUCCUCUUCUCGACCGACAUGUUCCACCCGCUGAUAUGCCCGCUGACGACGUACAUGUACACGACGGACGUGCAGGAGCACGGCGAGGCCGGCGCAGCGGACCGCGAGCGCCUGCCCCCCGGCGGCUUCAGCCUCCGCCACGGAUACCCGGCUUGGUUUGGGCAGAGGGCCGGGACGCCGGACGCCAGCACGGCGCGGCAGGGCGGCAGGGCAGCAGCAGCACCUGGCUCUGGCCCGCGAGCCCGCGGCGCCCAGGCGGGAAGCAGCGCGCCGCCGGACGAGUCGUCGUCGGACGACAGCAGCAGCAGCAGCAACACCCCGCGCGACUGGGGGGCCGGGAAGGCGAGCGCGUCCGUCGCCGGCAUCCUCGGGUACGUCCGAAGCGCGUUCGACACCGCCGAGGUGCUGGACGCGGUGCCCCUCGCGGCGGCCGGCAACCCUGGAGCGUGGCACGCGUGGCGGACGCACCGCCGCAGGGAGGCGGCCCGCGCCGACGCUGGCCACGCAAGCCCGGCUGCGGACAACGACGGCGGCGGCGAGCAGGCCCCUCCGCCGCCGCCGACGCCGCCGCCGCCUCCUGGCGCGGGCGCCCGAGAGCCCGGGGAGUGGAACUGGGAUGGCGUGUGGGAGGCCCGGGUCAAGAAGGGCGUGGCGGCGAGUCUCUCGGAAUCCGUCUUGUACAGCGGGUCGGGCGUAGCAGACGACAUGAUUCGGUUCCUGCCAAUGGCGCAGGCGGACGUGGAUUCGCUCAAGGAGACUAUUCGCGGCAUGCUGGGCGGCGCAGCCUGA